This is a messenger RNA of Symbiodinium natans, 1077 nucleotides long. Lineage: Eukaryota; Dinophyceae; Suessiales; Symbiodiniaceae. The record is from the annotation of a GenBank genome assembly.
AUGCUUGCACAUGCCAUCGCCAAAUUGUUCACUGAUUUUGUCAUUUGCGGGAUGACCUUGACAAAUAUACUGGCUGAUGUGAAUCUAGCCCAGUUGCCUCGAGACUUGGAUGUCCUCGAAGUUUUCACUGUCGCUAAGUCCGUGGCAUCUGCAGCUGAGGAAUCAGGUUAUCGUUCUGACGUCUUCGACUACUUGAACGAAGACCAACACGAUGUCACAGGCCCCAAGGGUUUCCAGCAAGCCUUGGCGUUGAUCAUGCGUGUCCGUGAAGGGGGCCUUUUGGUACUGGCACCUGAGUGCAAAACCUUCAGUUUCGCAUGUAUGGCAGUGACUGGCCGCAACAGAUUCUGUUAUGGUGGUGACACAACAAAGCCUUUCGUGCAGAAAGGUAAUGCACUGGCACGAACUGCAUGGAUGUUCUUUCUCGUCGGGGUGGCUCGUGGACUACAUGUUUGCCUGGAAAACCCAUCUGGGUCGAUGCUGUUUUCCUUCUUGCAGAGCUAUGUGAACAGGCUGUCAGAUGGGUUGCAAAGCUUGUGGCCUCUGACACCCAGACCGACAGACCUACAGUCUAGCAGUGCUGUUGACCCACAGUUGCAGGCUGCUUUCCUUGCAGACAGACCAGACAUGAAGGUUUUUUACGUCGACCGGUGCGCAUAUGAGGACAAGAGGCCAACCUUCAAAAAAAAGUACAAGUUUCUCUGCAGCUCCCAAUGGUUCUCAGCAGCUGUGCGAACUUGUUCUUGCUCCAAUGGAUUCCAUGAGAAACUCAUGACAGAGGUAGUGCGGGAAGAUGGCACUGUCAGCAAGACUGGCACAAGCCACCUGACAAGCAGUGGGUUCUAUCCCAAAGCUUUGGGUCUGGCAAUUGUGCAGGCAUGGAAGCAGCACUGUGAGGCACCUCCCGCAGCCCGUCAGACCAGGCUGCUGCCCUUCGACAGAGACCCCAAGCAGAUGAUGCUGCAGACCCUUGGGGAGAUUCUGAAGACCCUUGGUCCUCUGCUCCUGGGCCAAGCCGAAAAGCCCAGCAAACGAUCAAUCGGAAGCGUGCUGCAAGUCCUAGGCUCCAAGUUUUGA